AUGGGCUUCUCAAAAGCUUUGCGUUGGUUUUCUCGCAGACGUUCGAAACAUAAGCGAUCGAACUCCACUACUUCACCAAUACAAACAGAGCCUACUAUCAGUGAUCCAAAACAUUCGCAAACAAGUCCUUUCGUCACAGUCAUUGAACCGAGUCAGGAAGAUCUAAACGCAACGGAUAACCUAGUUAGUAACGCAUCGAAUCAACAGAUAGGCGAGAGUCGACAGGCUCAAGCUUUGGUCCAGGCUCCCGAGCACCAAGCUGUUCUGGACAGUGGACACCCCGUCGAACCAGUUAAGAAGGCCAGUACACCGUCAAGGUCGGCUUUCGAGAACCUACAGAUCGAAAAAUCGGGUGGUCGCAGUCAGGGCUCGCCCAUCCGUAUAUGUCAAUCUUCGAAUGAUCAUGAAGAUGAGAUUUUACCAGCAAGCAGCCUGUCGAGCGAGAUUGAAGAUGAGAAUCACAAAAGCACUGCGGGUCUAUCCAAGGGCAAGGAUGUUUGUCUUGAAUAUAACCAGGAAAAUAAACCUAACGAGUCAACAAGGCAACUUAGCAACGAGACGAUGUUGUCGGAUGUAUCCUGCGCGACUGUCCAGCGUAACCCAUCGAGAUAUUGCCAGAGCCCGAUUGCAACCGUAGACUUCAGGAUUCCAUCCGAGAAUGAUAGCCCAUUUUCAGAUAGACAUGCCAUAGGGAGGCGGCCCGACAUGUCUGGUUCGGAAAACGUGUUAAAACCUAGUGGAUCGCUUGCUUUGGUAGAACGUGGCCCGAGUACUUGCUCAAGUAGCGAACCGCAUCGCCCAGACACUAGGAGAGUACCUAGGCGCUCAUCAGAUAUAAUAUCCAACAGAAUAGUAUCCGGCACAGCUGUUCCACAGAGGGACACCCUUCGUUCCACAGCCUCGAACCGUCUCCAUACCUCCGUUGAAGUAUUGGAGAUUGUACUACCCUCCAAAUCCCAAGAUGAAGCUACAAAUCUAGCGGAAGGAGACAGCUUGCCCAAACGUUCCGAUUCCUUUCUUGGUCGUAUUCGGAGCGUCAAGUCGAACUUGGGCCUGAACUGCAGAAACAGUAAUAGGAGAACACUGCGUCGUAUCCAAACCUUUGCCAACUUACCUCGACAAUACCAUAUCGGUGAUUUGAACGGUAAAGGAUUGGAGGAAUUGGCCCGCCUCGGAGGACUGAGUUAUCUGGAUUUGCCCGAGGGGUACGGUCCCCGUAAGCUAGCAUUGCCGACAUGUUUCGCUUCAACAAUGGGCUACCUUUUGGAAAAUGGCAUCGGCAUUUAUGACCUGCAUCAGAAACAUGAUGAUAAUGAUGUCGUUCGUUCGCUGUACAGUGAAUAUGCCCACCAGGUGCUGUCUGCCGCAAUGAGAAAAGAUACAAUUGACAAAACUACGAGAGCCGUCAGACAACCAAAUGCGUUGGUACCACCACUUGAUAAGCCCUCUGGAAGAAACAUGAGAUUUAUACACGAUGUUUCCACAGUGUUCAAACACUUGUUAUGUGGUAUACCUGGUGGCAUUCUGGGAUCUGUGUACUUAGGCAAAGUGUUACGACAAAUUCAACAACAUGAAUUCAAAACCUUCUCAGUGAUUAAAGAUCCGCACCGAAGGGAGUAUCGCCCCGAUCUUCCACUUCCCAAGGCUGCGAAAAUCCGGUUAAUAGCACUUGCCCUGGCUGCCUUAACGAGCGAUAUGCAAUUGGACUUUAUAUGUGCUAUCUUCGGCCUCCUUGCUUUCACAGCUGACGAAAACGCUAAGGUCCGCAACGCGCCCGAUUAUAAUAACAACAGCUUCUUUACUCUUCCAGAUUCUGAGUCGUUGGAUGGGAUCUUUGGUUUUGUUCUUGUGGACCCGAGUUCGGCUCCAUUAAUUCCUGACGAAAGCUUUAUUCUGCAAGACCCCGGAAUCUGUUAUGAAGGUCUAGUGAAAAUGAUCAUUGAUCACUGGAAGGACAUUUAUGUGCAGUUGUCAUGGAUGGAGGGUUUUUAG
Messenger RNA from Blastomyces dermatitidis ER-3, 1992 nucleotides. RefSeq lists its product as uncharacterized. The transcript has 3 exons. The record is from RefSeq and is a predicted model, not a curated record. Lineage: Eukaryota; Fungi; Ascomycota; Eurotiomycetes; Onygenales; Ajellomycetaceae. Bases 1 to 1992 code for a protein of 663 amino acids.